AUGUCUCGAUCGUUUCUAGUGGAUUCGUUAAUCAGUGAUAAGCCAGCGCCGGUGAAAAAGGCUUUCCCCUUCGUGGGACCCUUCACCCAGUUACCCGUUUCGCCGCCGGCAGCUUCCAUCCCGUACUCGGCGUGUUACGUUGGAAGCUAUCUGUUCUCGCUUGGAUUGCAACAACAACAGCAGCAGCAGCAGCAACAGCAACAGUUGCUUCAACAACAUCCGCAGCCAUUCUACUCGCACAACCUUCCCCACACACCCACCACCCCGCCGGUGGUUCCCUUCUGGCACUCGGAUGUGAAACACGAGCUGUCACCCAAGCUCUACCAACCGACCGAUGUGUCACCGCCGAAGCUUUCCCCCAAGGAGGACUACUACCGGAAGCUGUACCGCAGUGAGAAGACCCCGGAACGCUUCGCCCCCUACACUACCUCGGCACCGUUAGCGAGCGCCAUCAGUAGAAAGUCGGCUGCUCUCGUCAAGCCAGAACCUACCACCAGUUCAACUCUCCAGCCAAACCUACCGUCGGCAGCGAUUCCUUCGACGACACCUUCACCUACUCCACUCGGGGAACCGUGCCAGACCUACGCCAUCGACGAUGAACUAUCGAGCAAGCGCAUUCGGACGGCCUUCACCAGCACACAGUUGUUGGAGCUGGAGCGCGAAUUCGCCGGCAACAUGUACCUGACCCGGCUGCGCCGCAUCGAGAUCGCCACCCGGCUGCGACUAUCCGAGAAGCAGGUCAAGAUUUGGUUCCAGAACCGACGCGUCAAGCGCAAGAAGGGUGAUGCUCCGUUCGGUUCGGAAUUGUCCGGCGGUGCUGGAGUGGGAGAUGGUGCGUCAUCGCCCAAGGAGCAUCAACAUGGGCAGCACUGUUGUUGCCGGGGAUCGAGUUGUGGUGGGGCGACUGGAUCGGACUCGGAAGCCGACCAACCACGCUCUCCUCAGAAUCCGACCGGAUCCAGUUCUCCCGUCGGACGCCAGCAGGAUCAAGCGUGGGACUUUAGCAAAGCCUACCACCACUAA
Messenger RNA from Anopheles coustani, 1023 nucleotides. Its product is annotated as homeobox protein Hox-B4-like. Lineage: Eukaryota; Metazoa; Arthropoda; Insecta; Diptera; Culicidae. Bases 1 to 1023 code for a protein of 340 amino acids. The record is from RefSeq and is a predicted model, not a curated record. The transcript has a single exon. Gene Ontology annotation, molecular function: RNA polymerase II cis-regulatory region sequence-specific DNA binding; DNA-binding transcription factor activity, RNA polymerase II-specific. Gene Ontology annotation, cellular component: nucleus. Gene Ontology annotation, biological process: regulation of transcription by RNA polymerase II.